Stomoxys calcitrans (stable fly) is the source of this 780-nucleotide messenger RNA. RefSeq lists its product as uncharacterized. The transcript has 3 exons. The record is from RefSeq and is a predicted model, not a curated record. NCBI's taxonomy places the organism in Eukaryota, Metazoa, Arthropoda, Insecta, Diptera, Muscidae. Bases 1 to 780 code for a protein of 259 amino acids.
AUGUAUGUGAUUAAUUUGGGCGCACAUCAAACAGAAGCUCUUUGCCUUGUAUGUGGAUCAAAUGGUGCUGCCUGUGUCACAGAAUCAACCUUCUUCAUUUGUAUUGAUGACUUACCUAAUACAAGUACAAUGUUUACUUGUCCUCAUGGUACAAUAUGUACUUCGGCAAGAAAUAUAUGUGUCAAUCGUACAGUGCAGCAACCCGAUUGUGUCCCUAUAAAAAACUGUUCCACCUUACGUUCUUCCAAACAUUUUCACAUUGAAAUAGUUUGUGAGAAAAAUUCAUACGAGACAGCGGCCAUGACUGCUGCACGGUUCUUCAAAUAUUUGAGCAUGGCCAUUGCAGUGACUGUGAUUUUCGGCAUACAGCAAACAGUUGCUGAAUGCGGUAAAUGUGGACCCAAUGGCGUUGCCUGCAUUUCGAGCACAACUUACUACGAUUGUUUGGGCGAUGUACCGGUCACAAGUUACACGACUCAUUGUCCUGAGGCAACAAUAUGUGUUAGCUCAGGUGCGAUAUGCAUUGAUGCAGCAAUGGGAGUUCAACCGGAAUGUGAUCAUACUGGUGGCUGUUCCAAAUGUGAUGGAAACCGUUUGUUCACUUGUACGAGUCGCACCACUUUUGCCAUGUGCAUUGGUGAUGAGGUGAAAAAUGUUCAUCACUCGUGCCCACCGCACCUAUUUUGUGAUUCGAGGAAUGCUGAAAUUUGCGUUGAUGAGUGUCAUCUUACAUUCGAUAAGCCAGAAUGUGGUUUGGUUGAACCACCAUCGUGGUCAUAA